Messenger RNA from Salvia hispanica, 1697 nucleotides. RefSeq lists its product as uncharacterized. The record is from RefSeq and is a predicted model, not a curated record. Lineage: Eukaryota; Viridiplantae; Streptophyta; Magnoliopsida; Lamiales; Lamiaceae.
AAUUGUGUAUCCAUUGCACCAAGGAGGAAUCCAUAAUUCAUAUUGCAGAUUCUCCAUUUCCCAUUUUAUUCAUAAUUCUCCAAUCGAUCAAUAGUUUAUUCAAUCUUAUUUCUUCUGACAUCGAUCGGAGUAAUUGAAGUUGGAUCAAUGGGGAGAAGAAAUUCUCAAAAAAGGAAUUCUGCAAUGCUGGAUUCCGAUGAUCUAAAUAGCUUGAGCUUGUCAUCACCAACUAAGCACUCCGACAAUGUAAUGUACUCUGGUGCGGAGAAAGUGCUGGCUGAUACAGAGUCUUUGCUUGAUCUAUACUUGGAUGCUUUAUACGAGAAGAGAGGUUCCACUAGAGAAAAUGCUUUGGCGUCAACUAUUGAAGUCUUCAACAAUAGCAUACAACAUGAGUUCACUGAACACAAGUUUGCUACAUUGUUGCAUCAGUGCUUAAAUUCAAUCAAGAAGGGUUCUCCGAAGGAGGUUGCCUUGGCAUGCCACGUGAUAGGGCUUCUAGCACUUACUGCUGGUUCUGGGGAGAAAGCACGAGAAAUCUUGGAAGAAUCGGUCUCUCCAAUAUCAGAAGCUCUUAAAUCAACAUUCGAGACAUCUAUAAUAUUAUCAUUGCUUGCAUGUUUGGCUGUUAUAACUUUUGUUGGUGGAGAAGAAGCAGAGCAUGCAGAGAAAUCAAUGCAAAUAAUGUGGCAAGUAGCUCAUCCGAAAUUGGGUUCCAAUGUUGUUGCUGCUAAACCUCCAGCAGCUGUGAUAAGUAUGGUGGUCACCGCGUGGUCAUUUCUUCUUACCACAGUGGAUGAAAGGGUACUCAACCCCAGAACUUGGCAAGAUUCACUGUCCUUCCUUUCCACUCUACUGGACAAGAACGACAGGUCAGUUCGCAUUGCUGCUGGUGAAGCACUUGCAUUGAUCUUCGAGAAGGGGAGCCCGGAGAAGUUCUGUGGGGAGUCGAAAGUCUCUGGUCAUCAUACAUGUAUUGAAGGGGACAGUUCUCGGAAAAUAAUGUUCGUAAAUGGAUUAAAGACUAAAGUCAUUAAUCAAAUGAAAGAUCUCUCCGCUGAGGCAGGUGGUAAAGGUUCCGCCAAGAAAGAUCUGAAUAACCAGAGGAACAAAUUACAUGAUGUUGUGGAUUUUCUAGAGAAUGGCCACGCCCCAGAAACCUCAACAAAGAUUGGCCACGAGUUGUUACAUACAAGUUCAUGGUCUCAAAUGAUACAGCUGAACUUUCUCAAGCAUUUUCUUGCUGGUGGAUUUGUGAAGCACAUGCAUGAGAAUCCAUUUCUUCAUGAUGUAUUUGAUUUCACUCCAGAGAUAAAGCUUGAUCACCGCAUGUCUGCAGUUGAAAAGAGGAUGUACAAGUCACCUAACUCGGCUCUCAACAAGGCUCGGACGCAGUUUCUUAACAAGCAGCGAACGAUAUCCAAGGAGAAGCAUGAUGGUUACUAUGCGGUUGGUCUUGUCGAUGCUUGAAACGAGAAGCUUGGAUGUUUAGAGGCGGAGCAUAUCUCUGCGUAGCCAUCACACUGCCUGAAGAAAGUUGGUAGUAGUAGUAUUUAUGUAAGCUUUGUCUACCCAGCAAUGCAAUGAAAGAGGAUUUGCAUCUUCUGAGGUGUUAGGAUUGACUGUAAUGAAGCAAUCUAAAUUGAUUGCAUUUUGAAUGAAAAUGAAAUGAAAAAAGGCUGAAAAUUCAGUAGCAA